Molecule: messenger RNA, 659 nt
Organism: Cuscuta campestris
Lineage: Eukaryota; Viridiplantae; Streptophyta; Magnoliopsida; Solanales; Convolvulaceae
Source: the annotation of a GenBank genome assembly
GGCCGCUGAUUUCACUCAAUUCCGAGUUACGGUUUGAGAGAUACGCCAUCUCGAAGUUGAUAACACAGUCCUGGCCGGAUUCUGUCUACCUUGCUGAGUUUGUCUCCAAAGAGGUAGAAAACAUUUUUCAAUGGCUCUGAAAUUUUGAUAUGUCUUUAAAGACUUCAAUAUCUAACUCCGGGAAUUGGAAUUACAUCUUUCCAAUAUCUGGUUGUUGAGAUAUGGAUGUCCAAAGAUACCUCAAAAAUCCGGAGAUCAUCUACGCCAAUGAGGUUAUAUUGCAAGGGCCAACUCAACGGUGCUACAAGUGUUGUGGCUAUGGUCAUAUCUACUGGAUAUGCCCAAAUGAACAUGCCGUACCGUAUGAAGAAUGGGCCAUGAUUAAUGAAGAAGCUUCACGUGCAGAAGUUUUGAUUGAAGAAAUAAUUUGUGAAGAGGAGAAGAAAAGCUUCAACGACCAGCUUGUCAUUGUUGAAGACGUCUCAGAUUUUCAAGUCAAAAAUGAAAAUGACGUCUUCGUUGAAGAACCAGAUUCCGAGGUUGUUAUGGAGGAAACUACACCGGAUGUUAUAUAUUCUAAGGAAUUAAAUUCCACAGAGUAUUAUCGUCCAAUUGGUGAAGAAGAAACUUAUUUCAUCUUUGAAGGACAUGUGAAGCAG